CCCCUCCCUGCUGGCUGCCGAGCCUUGAUUUCAGUUUUCAUAUUUUUAUUAAAUAAUGAUAUAAUUAUUUUUUCAUUAUUGAUUUAUUUUUGAUAUCUGAAAUUGUUGAAAUGAGUAGUAGACACAAUGACAGCAGUUCAAAUUACGGUUCACACAAAAUAAAGAAAGAACGGUCGAGGUCUCGAUCACCUAGGAGUAAAGAGGAUAAAAAUGUCAAAAAGGUUAUAAAGGAUGAACCUAAAGAUACUGGUCAGGCAGAUAAAAAUAUUGGUCUAGCUGCUAAAAACAGACUCAAAGGAAUGAGUAUCCAAAUGAAGCUGAGUUCUUUGAAAAAAGAAGUGUCUAAACCGAAACUUAGUGUUGCAGCUGCAUUCAAUCAAGACAGUGAUAGUGAACCUGAAGAGAUGCCUCCACAAGCUAAAAUGAGAAUGAGAAACAUUGGAAGGGAAACCCCAACAUCUUCUGGACCCAAUUCAUUUGGGAAAACAAAACAUGGUUUUUCAGAUGCUCAAAAACUGUUUGAGAAGUCCUUGAAAGAAGCAAUGGAUAGUGCAUUAGCAGAUGAUUAAAAAUAUAAGUGAAUUUUGACUAUUUGUGUUCUCAUUCUUACCUGAAGUGGUAUAUAUUGACUAUUCCACAAAAAUCAAAUUUUCCCAUUAGUGAUUGAAUAUUCUAGGUAUGAUCAUUAUGGCUUAGGUUUUAGUGAUUUGAAUAAAUCAUUGAUAAUUUCUCCUUGAAUUUCUCCAAUUGUUUAAUCCCCAACAAUAAUAGCAAAAAAUUUAAUUCUGUCAAACAGUAUUCUAUCUGUAUUUGACUAGAUGGGUACCUAUCAGUGGUAGAGAAUAAUUGACAGGAAGUUAUGAAUGAUGAAAAAUGUAGAAUAGUUGGAAAAAAUAUAAUAAUAC
Molecule: messenger RNA, 905 nt
Organism: Phaedon cochleariae (mustard beetle)
Lineage: Eukaryota; Metazoa; Arthropoda; Insecta; Coleoptera; Chrysomelidae
Source: the annotation of a GenBank genome assembly